AUGGCCGAUGCGGGGAUAAUAUCAUACAAUGUCGCAAGCUUCAUCUGCGCUUUGUUCGUGCUCGAAUUUGGAGCCGACAAGUUCGUUGACCAUACUGCUGUCGUCGCUGACCGGACUGGCAUACCCGAGGCUGUCAUUGGCCUAUUGACCGCCGGCGCAGAAUGGGAGGAGCUGGCCGUGGCGAUUUCUUGCAUGUUGCAAAAUCGCCCUUCACUUGCCAUUGGAAAUAUUGUCGGCUCUGGCAUCUCGAACAUCCUGGGCGCCUUUUCGCUGGGUCUCAUCUUCCGCAAUCAGGAGGAGCUGAUCACUUUCGAUGCCAGUGCCAAGACUUAUACUUUGAUACUGUUUCUUCUUACGUUGCUCUUUACUGGACUGGUUCAAUGGGAUUCUCUUGAUCAAACAAGAACCAUUGGUGUCAUCUUGAUUGUUGUGUUUGUUGUUUAUGUCGCCUCAGUCGCGUAUCUGAUUGUGAAGGGCCGCUUGACUGCGCCGGAAUCAGACAGCGACAGCGAAAGCGAGGGUGAAAGUAUUGACAGUGAAGAUGACGAGGAAGAGGUUACUUCGAUCUCUCGAGCGCAAGUCAACUCGACAACUCCUCUCCUGGAAGCACAACAGGAACUCUCUAUCGUUCGGCAGCAUAAGCAUAGCACAUCGUACCAUGUGGCAUCCCUGGUCUUCGGCUUCUUAGCGAUAGUCUUGAGCAGUUUUGUCCUAUCCAGCGCCGCAUCAACCAUAGCUGAUCAAACUGGUCUCUCAGACGUACUGUUUGGGGUCGUCUUCCUCUCCAUCGCGACUACCUUACCUGAGAAGUUCGUCGCUGUGGUCAGUGGUAGUCGCAAUCGAACCGGUAUCCUGGUCGCGAAUGCUGUUGGAAGCAACAUCUUCCUGCUCAGUCUAUGCAUGGGCGUGUUGUGGGUCGGCACCGCAGGCACUGUCGACAAUGACACAAUCAACAUCGCUGAACUUGGCGUACUCGUGGGCUCGACACUUUUCAUGGCACUUACUGUAUGGUUUGGCGCUCGAUGGAGUCGUGUUGCUGGUAUGGUAAUGCUGAUUGGAUAUCUUGCUUUCCUCGUCUUGGAGUUUACCACUAUUCGUCACGGAUGA
Molecule: messenger RNA, 1107 nt
Organism: Aureobasidium pullulans EXF-150
Lineage: Eukaryota; Fungi; Ascomycota; Dothideomycetes; Dothideales; Saccotheciaceae
Exons: 1
Coding region: 1-1107 (368 amino acids)
Biological process (GO): intracellular calcium ion homeostasis; calcium ion transmembrane transport
Cellular component (GO): membrane
Molecular function (GO): calcium channel activity; calcium, potassium:sodium antiporter activity
Source: RefSeq, a predicted model, not a curated record